AGACAUGGAGGAGCUAAGCGCCGUGGGAGAGCAGGUUUUUGAUGCGGAAUGCAUUUUAAACAAACGACUGAGAAAGGGAAAGUUGGAGUUCCUUGUGAAGUGGAGGGGAUGGUCAUCCAAACACAACAGUUGGGAACCCCAAGAAAACAUCCUCGACCCCAGACUGUUGGCCGCUUUCAACAAGAAAGAACAAGAAAAGGAGCUGCUGUUGCGUAAACGAGGGAAGAGACCAAGAGGACGACCACGAAAAAUCCUUGAAAAUGUGCCUGAAGCUCCAAAGUCGAGCAGCUCCUCAUCUGGCUCGUCGUCGUCCUCCUCUGAUUCCUCCUCCUCGUGCUCCUCCUCUUCAUCCUCGUCAGACGACGACGACGACGACGACGACGACGACAGCCACGUUAAACAAGCAAACCCGGCUGUCAGAACACGAGACCUUCACCCUGUCCCGCAGAAGAAAGCACAGAUUGUCAUGGCGAAACAGGAGCCGGCCAAAAAGCGGCGCAGAAAACCUCUGCCCCCUGAAGCGAAGGAAUUUCAACCGGCCAAGGGCCCUCGCAAAAUCCUCAAGACAUCCAAAGAUACUGAUCUUCCCGGAGCAAUCAAGAAGCCUGUUCACCCGGCCAGCUUCACGUUUAUGGGUUUCCAUCGGGGCUCAGCCAGGGAUACAGUGGGUGGUCAGAACAGGAGCUCUAUGGCCCAGGGAGGGGCUAUUAAAAACUCCAUGAGCUCUGUGGGAUCUGGCAGGUCAGCCCAGCCUUCCCCCCUCUCUCUGAACAAAUCCAGCCAAAGCAGGAAUGUCACCGAGGGUAAACUGUCCAUCUCCAGUAUGAGCAGCGAGACAAGUCUGGAUUUGAAAGCAGCUGCUAGUAAAUCAAAAGGGGUCGCAGCGUUGAAUUUGAAUACAUCCAAACACCCCAUUCAAGGAACCACUCAGCAUACACUGAGCUCUCCCAACGGACAAAAGAAACCUCAGACCCCUGUGUCAACACUGCAGAGGAUACCCAAUACUAAAGCGGUGGCUUCCUUACCAUCGAAGAACGCCUCCGCCAAUCAAGGUUCUGGUCUUCAGCCGCUCAAUCUUCAGAAUAAACGGGUGCAGGGUAAAGACGCUCCUGGAAACGGCACUCCACCAGCAUCAGGUCUGAGAAACGCAACAAACCCAACACGGAAAACUACUGUUACCCAAAAUCAGGAGUACAAACCCCCCCAGAGUCCAGCUACCCCUGGAGGACUGCAGGCCAGGAAGAACCAGUCCGGAGCAGACAAAGUUAAAGAUAAGACGACUGAAAUCCAGACCUCGAGAGCCCAGAGCAGACUGGAGAAGAGCGGUGUGCAUAAACCCUCCACAGAGGUCCAGAGCCAGCAAGAGAGGUCGGCGUCCAAAGAUGGCAAGAAAGGCAAAAUGAACGAAAUGAGCACAGGCGAAGAGGAGAGCAGCUCAGAUUCCGACCAGGACUCCUCCUACGCCGUUCAGGAUCGUUCGGUGAUGGUCCAGAACCAGGACUGGAAGCCCACACGCAGCCUGAUAGAGCACGUGUUCGUCACGGAUGUCACGGCUAAUCUAGUCACUGUCACAGUCAAAGAGUCGCCCACCAGCGUUGGCUUCUUCAGCAUCCGAAACUACUGACGGGACACGAGACAAAACAAACUGUCUGGCAUCGAAGCAGAAAGAUAAAACUUUUGGGGCGGAGGAACGCAUCAGGACACGGAGGUUAAUUUGCUCUUCAUCUUCGAUUUUUAGCUAAACCAUGAAUGGGGGGAAAAAAAGGGGGGGGGUGAACUGUUGGUUAUUGAUGAUGGUAAUUUAUUUACUUAUGUCUACUAAAAUGUUAAAGAAACAUCAGCGAAGGAAAGAAGGAAGGGCAGUGACUUUUUAAUCGUAAAGCUUAAAGCCCACAGAGAUGCAAGGGUUUGCAAAACAGACUGGCCUAAUAAUUUCGUGGUUGCAGCGGGUCCAAAAUUACAGCUAUUGGGAGUUCUUCGGAAUAAAUAACUCACGGUCAAGAACUUAGUUGAAAGGAAUAAGCAAAAUCGAUGACCUUUUUCAAAUGUUCUCAGUCAGUAAGUAGCAGAACUUCACAAUAGUUUUCUUUCACUCUGAUUUAAAAAGAAAGAUCUGCAGGCCCACUGUCGACGACCACUGGAUGUAGGUCGGUUUAAUCUAUGCGAAAAAUAUGAAUGAAUCUCUUGCUUCCCUGUUAAUGAGAUGAU
Molecule: messenger RNA, 2208 nt
Organism: Scomber japonicus (chub mackerel)
Lineage: Eukaryota; Metazoa; Chordata; Actinopteri; Scombriformes; Scombridae
Gene: cbx2
Product: chromobox homolog 2 (Drosophila Pc class)
Exons: 5
Coding region: 5-1624 (539 amino acids)
Biological process (GO): negative regulation of transcription by RNA polymerase II
Cellular component (GO): heterochromatin; PRC1 complex
Source: RefSeq, a predicted model, not a curated record